CUGUGGUGCAAAGGAAGAAGGCAGAAGUGGACUAAGAACAUCAGUGGCAGAUGUUUUUUUUCCCCCGUUUCCCUUCUCUGCCAGGUACACCUACGGAAAGCCUGUCCCGGGUACAGUCCAAGUCUCUUUGUGUCGGACAACAUAUACCUGGUACAUGGACAGGACAGGGUCAGAGCCCACAGACAUCUGCCAGAAUGUCACAGGCCAGACUGAUAAGACCGGUUGUUUCUCAGCCUCCGUGGACUUGGCAUUCUUCAGCCUUGUCAGCCCUGGGUUCAGCCACAGUAUAAAUGUGGUAGCCACUUUGGUGGAAGCUGGAACAGGCGUGGAGGCAAACGCUACCCAUGUUGCGUUUAUGUCUGAGGAAGCUGGGUCAAUGAGCUUUGAGGAUUCAGACAAUUACUACCACCCGGGGUACCCCUACAGCGGGAAGAUCAAGGCCCUGGACCGAGAAGGCUCCAUAUUGAAGAAGCAGCCCAUUUUCUUGGUUAUUAAUGCUGGGAACACCCAGUCCCACCAAAAUCUCACCACCAAUAGCGCCGGGGUGGCUACUUUCACUUUGGACACAGCUACAUGGAAUAGAAGUGAGGUCUUUCUGGAGGGAAGGUUCAGGCUUCCGGAUCUGGUGUCUGACUCUACAAGGAUCAGUCAGUAUUACCUGAAUGCUUUCCUCCACCUGAAGCCAUUCUACAGCACCACCAAGAGCUACCUCAAAAUCCAGCGGCUGCCAGGGGUGCUGCCCUGCGGCCAGAAGCAGGUGGUCCGGGUGGAUUACAGCAUUGACCGAAUAGAUCUGCGAGGCAAAGCCAGAGAAAUCCUCUUCUCCUUCUAUGUGGUGGGGAAGCAGAAGCUCAUCAGGGAUGGUCAGAAACGUGUCGACAUCAAGAAGAAUGGUGGGCUGAUGGGCUCUUUCUCCAUCCCUCUCACCUUCACCUCCUACUUUGCUCCCAACCCCUCUUUGGUGGUUUAUGCCAUGUUCCCUGAUGGGGGAGUUGUUGCUGACAAAGUCCAGUUCACAGUCUCCAUGUGCUUCAAGAAUGAGGUCAACCUGGAGUUCUUGCAGCAGCAGGACCUGCCAGGGGCAACUGUGAAUCUCCAGCUGAGGGCGGCUCCCAACUCGCUGUGUGCCAUCCGAGCUGUGGACCAGAGCGUCCUACUCCUGAGGCCAGAGAGGGAGCUCUCCAACAGCAGUGUGUAUGGGAUGUUCGAUUUCUCAAAUGGAGGUUACCCCUAUCAAGUUGAUGAAUACGAUGACUGCUAUAUAACAAGGCCAUUUCCAGUGCCUGUCCUCAACCCUAUGCCAGUGGACCGCAGAAGACGUUCCAUCAUACCGAGACCUUGGUUUGACCAAGGGGCUGACUUCUUUAGCUUCCUAAAAGAGAUGGGACUGAAAAUUUUAUCAAAUGGCAAAAUAAAGAGACCACUGGAUUGUCAUCCCUAUGACACGGAACAUAAUAUAACGGGGGCACCCAGGCCACCCCCUAUUAUGGAAGAUUCAGGACGUGUCCCUACAGCGGAGUUUCAGCCUCCAUCAGUGGAGAAAUCCAGUGAGUCCCAAGUCCGUGAGUUUUUCCCUGAGACCUGGAUCUGGGAGCUGUAUCCCAUUGAAAGUUCAGGUAACAAGCAGGUCCCAGUCACUCUCCCUGACACCAUCACGGAAUGGAAAGCCAGCAUGUUCUGUACCUCAGAGAGCAGCGGCUUUGGGAUCUCGCCUACGGUGGGGCUGACGGCCUUCAAACCUUUCUUCGUGGACUUGACCUUACCCUACUCUGUGAUCCGCGGGGAAUCGUUUACACUGACUGCCACUGUCUUCAACUACCUGAAACAGUGCAUAAGGAUCCAGAUUACGCUGGCCAAGUCAGAGGAGUACCAGGUGAAGUUGUGUAAGGGCUGUGAAUACACCAGCUGUCUGUGUGCUGAUGAAGCCAGGACCUAUUACUGGAAUGUAACAGCCACCAAACUGGGUGAGGUGAACUUCACUGUCACCACAGUGGCACUGCCCAGCAGAGAGCUCUGUGCUGGUAGGAAAGUGACGGUGCCGAAUAAGGGCCGCAGUGACACCUUGAUCAAGCCUCUCCUCGUCCGGCCAGAGGGCGUCCUGAUGGAGAAGUCUCACAGUUCCCUGCUCUGCCCAGAAGGGAAUUCUGCCUCAGACUCAGUCUCCCUGCAGCUCCCUGAGAACAUGGUGCUGGAUUCAGCCAGGGCCCAAGUGUCUGUGCUGGGUGACAUCAUGGGGACAGCGCUGCAGAACCUGGACCAGCUGGUGCAGAUGCCCAGCGGCUGCGGGGAGCAGAACAUGGUGCUGUUCGCCCCCAUCAUCUACGUGCUGCAGUAUCUGGAGAAGACGGGGCAGCUGAGUGAGGAGUUGAAGACAAGAGCUGUAGGUUUCCUGCAAACAGGGUACCAGAGGCAACUUCAAUACAAACACAGAGAUGGUUCCUACAGUGCCUUUGGAGAGAGCGAUGGAGAAGGCAACACAUGGCUGACUGCAUUCGUGACCAAAUGCUUCAUUCAAGCCAAGCAGCGCAUCUUCCUAGAUGACAAGAACAUUGAGGAUGCUCUGCAGUGGAUAGCAGGGAACCAGCAGGCCAAUGGCUGCUAUGCCAAUGUGGGGAAACUCUUCCACACGGCAAUGAAGGGUGGGAUAAAUGACGACAUCUCUCUGGCUGCUUACAUCACUGGUGCACUGCUGGAGGCAGGAAAGCCACUCGAUGACCCAAUGGUGAAGAACGGUUUGCAGUGCUUCAGAAAUGCUUCCUCCAAAGCCACUGAUCUCUACACCCAGGCACUGCUGGCGUAUGUCUACUCGCUGGCUGGAGACACCGUGACAAGGCAAUUACUGCUCACCAAGCUGGACCAGCAGGCCAUCAAGUCAGGAGGGCAGAUACACUGGAGCAGGAAACCAGCCCAGCCUCCCAUUGAGUACAGCUGGUCCCAGCCCAAGUCUGUGGAUGUGGAGUUAACCGCCUAUGUGUUACUGGCUCUGCUCGCUACCGAAAAAGUGUCCAAGGAAGAGAUUGCUUCUGCCACUGGCAUUGUGGCAUGGCUGGCCAGGCAGCAGAAUGCCUAUGGGGGCUUUGCCUCUACCCAGGACACUGUGGUUGCUCUCCAAGCUCUUGCUAGAUAUGGAGCAGUGACAUUCAUCAAAUCCGGAAACGUCUCUGUGACAGUGAAAUCAGGAAAGAACUUUCAGCAGUCCUUCCUUGUGGAGGCCACCAACCGACUGGUGCUGCAGCAGCGGCCUCUCCCUGACAUUCCUGAAAACUACACCAUACAAGCCGCUGGCACAGGCUGUGUGUAUGUGCAGACGGUUCUGAGGUAUAAUGUGCCUCCCUCAAAGAAUGCAGAGACCUUCACUCUGAGCGUGAGAGUAGGAGAGAACAAGUGUGAGAAGCAAACACUCCCUCGCUUCCUGUCCCUCAGCAUCAGCGUCAGUUAUGUGGGGAGCCGUGGCACCUCCAACAUGGUCAUUAUCAAGGUGAAGAGCCUGUCUGGAUUCGAGCCUGUCCGGGGCACCAACUACUUUCUCCAGCAGCAGCCGUUUGUGAAGAGAGUGGAGACUGGGGCUGAGGAUCUCACCAUCUAUCUGGAUCAGCUGAGUAAGGAAACUCAGACAUACUCCUUCACCAUGAGCCAACACAUUCCAGUGAGGGAUCUGAAGCCAGCUGCAGUCAAAGUCUAUGAUUACUACCAGCCAGAUGAGCAGGCGACGGUGGAAUACGCAGAUCCAUGCCAGUGAGGGGAUGAGAUAGACACACCUUGUCCCUGGUGUAAUUCACAGGAAUUCCUGGUUCUUCCAUUGCACUUAACUUAUGAGCCAAGAGGGAAGAGAAUCUCUAUCUACACUGCUCACAUGCAGCUCCACAAUGCAUCAAUUAAACCUCUCAUCGAUCCAGUAAGGGGGUGGGGAAGGAAGAGGUUAUAGGGUGAAUAGAAGAAACCUUCAUUCCUCUCUGUGUAGAAAGAAAAGGAGAAGGGCUGAGUGCCACACAGAAGGCAAUCUCAAGGGAAUACAAAGGGGGCCUGGGCCAGUUGAGAGCUAGGUAACCCCCUUUAACAUUCUCCUAGAGAGAGGGUGGUGGGAGGCUACAAAAAGAGGAAUCUGGGGGAUGCACCCAAAGGGAGAAUGCAGGGCAGUUAAUGUUUGGGUACUGGGUUGAUGAAGCUAGUGGGAGGGCUAGGAAAUACCUACUGAGAAUUACAGCGUGAUGGAUGUAGGGUUAGUUUGCUAGGAGGGGUCAAUCUCAUAUCAUGGGGCUAUGUUCAUAUAAUCGAUUUACAUAUUGAGAGUUGUUAAUAAAUUGCAGUUUUGGAUGUC
Messenger RNA from Dermochelys coriacea (leatherback sea turtle), 4318 nucleotides. It is a transcript of the gene A2ML1, whose product is annotated as alpha-2-macroglobulin like 1. Gene Ontology annotation, molecular function: endopeptidase inhibitor activity. The transcript is spliced from 29 exons. Lineage: Eukaryota; Metazoa; Chordata; Testudines; Dermochelyidae. Gene Ontology annotation, cellular component: extracellular region. The coding region runs from base 155 to 3739 and encodes 1194 amino acids. The record is from RefSeq and is a predicted model, not a curated record.